Paramecium sonneborni is the source of this 1892-nucleotide messenger RNA. NCBI's taxonomy places the organism in Eukaryota, Ciliophora, Oligohymenophorea, Peniculida, Parameciidae. The record is from the annotation of a GenBank genome assembly.
CAGUAGUAUAGAUUAAUGACUGAAUAAAAAGUAAUUUCUAUCUUUGAUUUUGGAAAAACCAGGAAUAAAUUUUGGUAAACAUGUGAUAAGUCUGUUUUGGACGUAACCAAUUUCAUAAAAUAUAAAAGUCUCAAACAUUUUUAGUCGAAUAAGAAUUUUUGACUGCAGGGAAAGUUGGUGUCAAACCUAUCUUCAUAGUAUUAGGAUUAGAAUACAUUUACAAAGUAACUGUAGAUAAAUUAAAAUGUGCCCCUCUCCUGACAACUCAUUUGACUUACAUUGAACCAGGUGCUGAUCAUUUAGUUUAAUUGAAUUCUGAUGAAGAGUAGUAUGGAUUCCGAUUAUAAUACUAAACUAAAGUCUUAGAGAUCUUUCUAUCUGACAAAUCUAUUUAUGAUUAAUGGAGAAUUCAUUUUAGGAAGCUUUGUCUUCUAGAGAAUUUCCAUGAAGCUUUUAUAGUUUCAAAAUUAAUUGGAAAAGGAAGUUUUGCAAAAGUUUAUCUAGCUACUAAAAAGGAGAAUAAUACAUAAUAUGCUAUCAAGGCUUUUAGCAAAUCUUUCAUGUAACAACAGCAUAAAGGAAUUGAGAGUCUUUUGAAUGAAAUGAAAGUAAUGAGAAAAUUAAAUCAUCCAAACAUUUUAAAAUUACAUGAAGUACAUGAAACAGCCAAUUCUGUCUAUUUUGUUGUUGAUAUUGUGGCAGGAGGAGAACUUCUAUAAAGAGUAAGAGAAACAGGUAUUAUCAUUCUUAAUUUAUAGGUUUUUUACCUGCUGAAACAUUAUAAAGAUUGGCAUUUAAUUUACUAUCUGCUUUAAAUCAUUUGCAUUAAUUUAGUAUUGCUCAUAGAGAUCUCAAACCUGAAAAUCUACUUCUUAAAUCUUUUGAAAAUAACUAUGAAAUUAUAUUAGCUGAUUUUGGAUUGGCAGCAUACUUAUAAGAUGAUAACAUUUUAUUUAAAAGAUGUGGUACUCCUGGAUUUGUUGCUCCAGAAAUUUUGGAAUAUAUUGAUGGCUAAUAAUUUUAUGAUGAGAAAUGUGAUGUUUUUAGUGCUGGAAUCAUUCUGUAUCUAUUAAUUGUAUUUUUUAAUCUCAUUCUAAAUCUAGACUGGAGGCCAACCAUUCACAGGAAAAGAUUAAAAAGCAAUACUUAAAGCAAAUAAGGAUUGUAUUAUUGAUUUUGAUGAUUCCUUAUUUAAAUCAGCUCCUAUUUAGAUGUAGGAUUUAAUUAGAUCUAUGUUAUUAAAAAAAGCUCAGGAUAGAUUAAGUUCAAGUGAGGUAUUUAUUUAAUUUUAUAUAAUAGUGCUUAAGACAUCCUUAUUUUAAAGAAUUAGCAAAAGAACAUCAAAUCAAGUUGGAAAAAUAUUAAAAUAAUUUAAAUGACUAUAAUUAAUAAUACAAGAACAAUGUAAGAAUGGGAUCAAUAGAUUUAAAUUUAGAAUAGAGAUAAACAGCUUUUACAGGAAAUUUAAAUUCUAUUGAAUCUAUUUCAUGUGCUUCCAAUAAUUCAUUUGCAAAAAUUGAAAUGAAAGCACCUUCUGUUGUUGGAGCUUCAAAAUUCAGUUAAUAUAGUUCUAAACUUAAUAGACUUGGAUCUAGAGAUAUUUCUGGUAAUUAUUUAAAUUAUUUCUAGAUAUCCCAACAACUUAAUUGUAAAAAACUGAAUCAAAGAAACAUAUUGAUUUACACAGAAUUGCUAUUUAAAAUUCUCAUAGAAAAUAAAUUUAAGAUUAAUUUGAGGAUUAGCCAAUACUAGCAGAAGGGUCAGAAGUUAAUUAGAUGGCAAGAUUAUGCAAUUCAACAAGAUAAAUUAGAAUACCUGAAAAUUUACCAACUAUAUCCUAAUCUAGUAAAUAAGCAUCUACACCUACUAACAGAAACAAAAAGAUUACUUGA